AUGAAGCCAAAAAUAAAUUUUGAAAAUUUGAACAACAUCAUCAACAACAACAACAGACACAACAUUAAUUACAACAACAACAUCAAUUACAAUAACAACAUCAAUUACAACAACAACACACAUGACAGCGGCUAUCUUGAAAACAGUUCAACAACUUUGAAGAACGAGAAACGAAAGAUGAGGAAGGUGGUGGUGGAGAGAUUGAGGAGGGAGAGGAUAGAUAGGUGCCUCCAACAACUCCAGGACAUUCUCAUCCAAUCAAAUCCUCUUCCUACACAAUCAUCAUCAACAACCGGAAGUCAUCUUGAGAAGGCAGAUAUCUUGGAAAAGACUGUAGAUCACGUGAGAGAUCUGGAGCGGAAGUUGCAUGAAGGGAUGAGCAGAGCUCAGCCAAAUGCAGAUGGUCUAGAUCCAUUGAUUAUGUUUCUUCAAAAAAACAUGAAUUUUGCUCUCAGCUCACAAUUUAACAGCCAGGAAAACAAAAAUCUUAACGUUUAUUUAAACCAUUACGGUCAUCAACAUUUGAACGUCAGCGAUUUAUCUAGGAAUAUGAACAACAAAGAAAACUUUACAGACCCUAGCUUGGUUCCUAAUUUCAACAAAACUAACAACAUCAUUUCAAACACCACAAUAACUGCACCACCAACAAACAAUAACAUACCAGCCAACAACAACAACAACAAAAGCAACAACAACAACAACCUCAUCUUGCAUAACAACACUGCUGUUACCAACAACAACCACAAACUAAAGAAUGUGACAAGCGUGUCUUCGUUGAACAAUCGCAACUUAAAUAGUUCUUCUCAAAUUACCAACACUAACAACAACAACAACAACGGCAGCCGCCACAACAACAACAAUGUUGAAACGAUGCCUAACAACAGAUGUUAUAAGAAUGUUGUCAACAUUGAAUGCAACAUGUUCUCCAACAUCAAGAUCAUUAUCAGCACUGCUCUCAACAUCUACGCCAGCAAGGAGAGAGACAAAACGACAACUGUAACUCUUAUUUAG
Molecule: messenger RNA, 1011 nt
Organism: Helobdella robusta
Lineage: Eukaryota; Metazoa; Annelida; Clitellata; Rhynchobdellida; Glossiphoniidae
Exons: 4
Coding region: 1-1011 (336 amino acids)
Biological process (GO): anterior/posterior pattern specification; regulation of transcription by RNA polymerase II; regulation of neurogenesis
Cellular component (GO): nucleus
Molecular function (GO): protein dimerization activity; DNA-binding transcription factor activity, RNA polymerase II-specific; RNA polymerase II cis-regulatory region sequence-specific DNA binding
Source: RefSeq, a predicted model, not a curated record